UUGGACUAUACAAGUGCCCUUAGAAGGAAAGCCUGUCGGACUGAAGCUGUAGAGCAUUUUUAUGUCUAGAGUGGCAGCAAAUCUUCAGUUCAUAAAAGUCAGUGAUCAAAACACGUUUCUACUCAGUGACAAGUUAAGGAUAACGUUUUAGUCAGGGCAUAUUAGCCUAUUAAUUCUCGGGUAAGUGUAAUUUAAUUGUCCUUACCUUCAUUAUAAGCGAGUAUGGGCGCAGCAUCUGUAACUUCAUGGAUUCAUACAUAACUCUUCUGGUCUAGUGUCAAACUCUUCCUCGCCUAAAUGUUCAGUAGUCUGUGCAGCUCGGGGUUUACAGGCUACAGCCUGCAGCUUCAGUAGGCUCCGACUGCGUUUGCGUCGGACAGCUUCAUCCAGGCUAUCAAAAGAUGUCCACAAACUAAUCCGCGUGUUUGGUAUGCUGGAUAAUCUCCAUAAAUCUUCCUAUCUGCUAGAAAGGGAGGGGGGGACGUGUACUGGGAGAAGCAGCCGCUUUGCGAGGCGGCGGCGGCGGCGGCGGCGGGAGGUGAGCAGUGCUGUCCGCGGCGGAGGACAGGGGCAUGGAGAUGUUGCGCCGCUCCUCUGUGUUUGCGGCUGAAGUGUUUGACCGCUCGCCCACCGACAAGGAGCUGGUGUCCCAGGCCAAGGCACUGUGCAGGGACUACAUUCACUCCAGGCUGAACCGUGCCGGGAUAGGCUGGUCUAAGAAUGAACACGGACUGGCUGCAUCAGGUGGGACAUUGGGGGAGAUAUCGUCGGUUCUGCUGUGGCUGGGUGAUGAGUUGGAGUACCUUCGACCCAACGUUUACCGCAAUGUAGCGCGACAGCUCAACAUCACAGUGGCGUCAGAGAGUAUCGUGUCCGAUGCUUUCCUGGCUGUGGCUGCAGACAUUUUCUCCACAGGUGUGACGUGGGGGAAGGUGGUUUCUUUGUACGCCGUGGCAGGAGCCUUGGCAGUGGACUGUGUUCGCCACGGUCAUCCAUCUAUGGUCCAUACCAUUGUUGACUGCAUGGGGGAGUUUGUCCGCAAGAGCCUGACCUCCUGGUUAAAAAGGAGAGGGGGCUGGGUGGAUGUAACAAAAUGCGUGGUGAACACUGAUCCCAGCUUCCGCUCUCACUGGCUGGUGUGUGCUGUGUGUGCGUUUGGACACUAUCUGAAGGCCACCGUGUUAUACCUUCUCAGGGAGAAGUGAAGCAAUGUCAGAGUCACACACUGGAUUCUGAGCAGACUGUACACCAUCACCACCACUCCACUAAAGCAUCCACGGCUUUGGAUUAUGUUUACCCUCAUUUGCACUGAGCCUUCAUUGAUGAACACUUAUCCCUUCACAGAAUACAGACUUUCCGUGCUUCUUCUGCUUCCUCUGGUAGAUUUUAUUGUUAAUGGUUAUAUUAUGGCACAUGUUUGAUCUGAAUGUAUAAAAUUGCCCAUUUAAAUGCACAAUAUGUAAUUUCUGCUACUAGGGGUCUCUCACAUCAAAACAAUAACAAAAGACGUAGUUUGAUGACGCCGUGAAGUAGCGUGGGAUCAUGGGAGUUGUUGUCUUCAUUGUUAAACAACCACCAUUGCCGAUGAAAAUCUAUCUGACGUGACUCAGGCAGAAAUCAUGUUCACAGACGAGGUAAUGUAUUAAAGUUUUACGGUGACAGCUUCGGCGACAGCGCGCUCAGUGAAUGGCAAUGAAUAAUCGUGCUCCAUCACGAGUGAGCAGUACAAACAAUAGUAAACAAUAGAAUGGCUAGCUAGCUAGUUCGCCGACUUCCUUCCUCACUGUACUGUACAAAGAUUUGGAGGGUGAGAGGGUUCAGAAAAGGGGAAGGGUUUAUGUAUUUUAUCUCUCGCUGAAGAGAGGGUAGUCUGAAUUUUUUGGGGAGAGCAGGAGAGGGUUGUUUUUUUUUUUUUUCUCACUCCAGAUUUAUAUUUUAAUUCAGCCUUCCCUUGCAAGAAUUGUGAUUUUUGUCAUGACAAUCAGCUCCAGAUUCACAUGUUGCCAACUUGUCCUACUAAUUUGUGAAAUGAAAUGAAACAUUUUGACUGGGAUUCCAUUAACUUAUUAAUGUUUAAAUUGGGGAUCACCAUCUUAAAUUAUUUAUGCUGUUUUUCUUUUAGUGAAUAAUAGUAAAAUAGUAGAGUUGUACCCACUCAGUACUCUCAUAUUAUGCUUAGAUAUUGGGGGAGAGUGUCGCAGGUUUUUUCCGAGUCAAGAGAAGAGAAAUGAAAAUAUUAAUUAAGCCUGGGAGGGCCUUGCUUUUUUAAAAAGAAGUCAACUAUAAGAUUCAGCCCCCCUCCCCACCCAGCUAAUUUUCAUACAGUCCCUAAUGAAUCUGAUGAAUUGAGCCUACAAUUACUACAGCCAUACAUACAUGUACAUGUAUGUAUUUCAGACAGCACUAUACAUUUAAUGCAACUUUUUCUCUUUCUUCAUUGUUCACUGUGAGGCAGUGUAUUAUGUUGCUGUGCUGUAAUUGCAGUAAUACAGUAUACAUAUACAAUGCAAUAUGCAGUAUAUUUUCUCUGAGUUAGAGCACUUUGAUAACAUUUCAUUUUAUGAGUAGAAUUUAUUCCAUGAAUAAUUUCACUUUUAUAUGGCAUGUAGCACUAGGAGGCCUAGAAAAUAAACAAAUGUUUGUGAGUCAUUUGCAGCUGUAAAGAUUAACAAAUAAUAAAUGGUUCUUACAACAAUC
This is a messenger RNA of Siniperca chuatsi (mandarin fish), 2697 nucleotides long. It is a transcript of the gene boka, whose product is annotated as BCL2 family apoptosis regulator BOK a. Gene Ontology annotation, biological process: intrinsic apoptotic signaling pathway in response to DNA damage; regulation of apoptotic process; extrinsic apoptotic signaling pathway in absence of ligand. Lineage: Eukaryota; Metazoa; Chordata; Actinopteri; Centrarchiformes; Sinipercidae. The record is from RefSeq and is a predicted model, not a curated record. The coding region runs from base 573 to 1205 and encodes 210 amino acids. The transcript has 4 exons. Gene Ontology annotation, molecular function: protein heterodimerization activity; protein homodimerization activity. Gene Ontology annotation, cellular component: mitochondrial outer membrane.